This is a messenger RNA of Pyricularia grisea, 1344 nucleotides long. RefSeq lists its product as uncharacterized. Lineage: Eukaryota; Fungi; Ascomycota; Sordariomycetes; Magnaporthales; Pyriculariaceae. Bases 1 to 1344 code for a protein of 447 amino acids. The record is from RefSeq and is a predicted model, not a curated record. The transcript has a single exon. Gene Ontology annotation, molecular function: acid phosphatase activity.
AUGCCUGCGAUUGCUGCCGACAGUCAUACUAAUUUGAACAACUUUGAUACAGCCGAUCGUGGAUUUUUAUACCGCCCUGAUAUAACAUAUAAUUGGGGCCACCUUUCACCCUUCCAUUCUUUGUCAUCGGAAUAUAACCCCUCCACUCCCUUACCGGGUUGUACGGUUACGUUUGUACAAUCUCUUACUCGGCAUGGCUCUCGGUAUCCGAAGCUCGAAAAUAAAUACAACACUAUAAUUCAACGAAUUCAAUCUUCUGUUAAUAAUUACGGAGCAGGAUUUGAAUUCAUUCGAAAUUACAAAACGAACCUCCCGUCAGAAACUUUAAACAAUCUUGGGCGUCACCAAUUAGUAAAUGCAGGAAUGCAUUUUUACCGACGAUAUCAGAGCUUGGCGAAAAACAACCAACCUUUUAUCCGUUAUGAUGAAGCCGACCGUGUUGUUGAAAGCGGUGAAAAAUGGGCUUAUGGCUUCCAUUUAGCUUCUUUAGCCGAUAAAACUCGUAUUGGGCCGGAUAAACUCCCUUAUCCAACGGUUAAACUUCCUUCAGGAAAAGGGCUUAACAACACUUUGAAUAACAAAGGCUGCCCCAAGCGCGACCAAGCCAGACCUGAAGCGAUUGUAAAAGGAUUGCUAGCAAGGCAUUUAACAGGAGUUACAAAUCGGGUGAAUCAAAAUUUAUCCGGGGCGAAUUUAUCAAUUAAGGAAGUCUUUGAGCUUAUGGAAUUAUGUGCUAUGGAAACAAUGGGCACUAUCGCAACAGCGGGUCGUUUAUCGCAAAUUUGCACUAUUUUUAACCGUCAGGAAUGGCAGGCGUUUAACCGUUAUCAUAACGAGAUGAAAUGGUAUACCUACUUCUAUGGCAACCCGUUAGCGCCGUCACUGGGAGUAGGGUGGGUAAACGAACUUAUCGCAAGGUUAUUACAAAGACCUGUACGAGAUUCCACCAGCACCAACACCACACUUACUGCCAACCCGGAAACAUUUCCAUUGAACAGGAAGCUUUACGCCGAUUUUACCCACGCCACAGACUUUCUACAAAUUUAUGCCGCCUUGGGAUUACUCGGUUCUACACAUAACCCCGUCCCCGCAAACAGAAUCGUGAGCAAUCAAAGGCUUGCUGAAUUUUCGAUCAGCGAGGUGUCGCCUUUCGCGGCCAGGAUGUACGUUGAAAAAAUGACUUGUUCGGGUCAUAAGGAGGAGUUGGUUAGGAUUUUGGUGAACAACCGGGUUAUGUGGUUGCCUCAUUGCGGUGCCGAUGGGGAAGGGCGGUGCAAACUUGGCGCAUUUGUCGAAAGUUUGAGUUUUGCUAGGUCUGGUGGAUUCUGGAAGAAAUGUUUUUAG